CUAUUUUAGUACGAAUUGAACGAUCUGCAAUGUGCGAUGUUUUUUUAUAUUGGUGGUUGUGGAUUGGUAUGUUAGAGCUAAUAGAAACUAAGAGUAAACGAAAAUCAGUAAUAGCUGGAGACUAUUUUUUAGAACACUUCUGUGUAAGCUAAAUUGAACUCCCUAUUACGCAUUGAUGAAACAUGUGCACAAGAUUCGAUGCCUCCUUAGAUGCUACUUUUGGUGCUUAUAUUUUAAUGACUAGUUUUCGUUUUCGUUUAUCGAAGUGUCUUUUGUGCAGUUAGCUUUCCGUAGCCACUUGCUGUUUGCUGUUAUACUAUAUUUUAUCUGGCUGUUUAGAUUCAACAUACAAAUUUAUUUAUUGUCGGGUGCAAAUACUUAAAAUCAAACUGGCGGCGACUAUUGCAAUGAGUACGUCCUGUCAUCCCUACACAGAUUUGUUAACUAAUCAAGAGGAUUCGUGCCCUGAAAAUUUUUCUACAAUACUACUCGGAAUUCGAAAUGACUUAUCAUCAAAAAAUAUUUGUGAAUCUAUAUCAGAUAUUCAAUUACCACAAUUGGAAUUAAUGGAUGAAGCGUCAAAUAGUGAUUGCCAAAGUAAACAUACAUUCAACUCGAAUUCUUUAAAACUAUGUGGAGGUUGUGGAGAAAAAAUAUGUGAUAGAUAUCUUUUAUUGGCACUAGACCGAUAUUGGCACAAUUCUUGUUUAAAAUGUCAUUGUUGUGGAGCAAUGUUGGCAGAUGUUGGAUCAAGUUGUUUUACACGUCGAGGGUUAAUACUUUGCAAAAAUGAUUAUUCAAGCAUGUUUGGCUGUUCGGGUGUAUGUUCUGGUUGUGGAGAAACUAUUCCUCCGAGUGAAAUGGUUGCUAAAGCUAAACCCAGAGUAAAUAGUCUAGACAUCGAAAAGUCUCAAACACCUAUAAUUAGUUUUGUAUUUCAUUUAAAAUGUUUUACUUGCACUAAAUGUGGGUCUAACUUAAAACCUGGUGAUAGAUACGCAAUGAUGGGUGCUAGUUUAGUUUGUGAACAAGAUUGGCAAAAAUUAAUUAAAACUUUACCGGUUGCUAAUGGAAAUUUAACAAGAAAGGGUAAAGUUGGAAGGCCAAGACGAACGAAAGACUAAUUUUUUAUUAAAAUUGUUUGAUAUUAAAUAACCGUGUGGAUGUGAAUUGUAACGUAAGGAUUUUAUUAGUUUUUUUUUUCAAACUGUAAUAUAAUACCUAUGUUUAAUGCAGUAAUAUAAUUUACAUUGUUUAAAUAAAGAUAUUUAAAAAAGAGAACAAUAUUGAUGUAUAUAGUUUUUAAUUAUUGUUUAUUUAUUAUAAUUUCGAUGUUUUAUGUAAUUUUAUUAUUAGUAAGUUAUAUGAAUAGAAUAUAUUUGGUAUAUAUUUUUUUUUAUUUUACACACUUAUUUACCUGAAACGUUUAAUGAGACUAAUUACACUAGAGUGAACGUAUCGUAACAACACCUCGUAUAUGCCUCAUUUUUUACGUGUUUUUGUGUAUAUAUAAACUAUGUUAUUCUAUAUGAAUUACCGUAGUUCUUUACUUAAUCAAUUGCAAAAAAAAAAACUACUUUUAUUGAAAGUAGUUGGCAUCACUGCCAAAAUAU
This is a messenger RNA of Teleopsis dalmanni, 1613 nucleotides long. Its product is annotated as LIM domain transcription factor LMO4. The coding region runs from base 408 to 1124 and encodes 238 amino acids. The record is from RefSeq and is a predicted model, not a curated record. The transcript is spliced from 7 exons. Lineage: Eukaryota; Metazoa; Arthropoda; Insecta; Diptera; Diopsidae.